Molecule: messenger RNA, 1152 nt
Organism: Podospora bellae-mahoneyi
Lineage: Eukaryota; Fungi; Ascomycota; Sordariomycetes; Sordariales; Podosporaceae
Gene: DCN1
Product: Scaffold-type E3 ligase
Exons: 3
Coding region: 1-1152 (383 amino acids)
Biological process (GO): protein neddylation
Cellular component (GO): ubiquitin ligase complex
Molecular function (GO): ubiquitin-like protein binding; cullin family protein binding; ubiquitin conjugating enzyme binding
Source: RefSeq, a predicted model, not a curated record
AUGGGCACUAGCCGCAGGCACGAAGGCAACAGCGGGCGCAGUGUGCUCCGCACCCUGUUUGCCUCGUGCUUUCACAAACGACCAGGGCAACCUCCACCAAAGGCGCCGCCUAGUGAGGGAGCGACCGAGACUGACAGCGGCGACUCAUCACUGCAUUCUCUCCCGGUCCCUACUAUUAAUUCCAAUCCAAAACCUGCACCACAGCUCUCCAUUAGAGAAGCCCCACCCAACACCAUCAAGCCUCCAGACAUCAUCAUGCCCAAGGCACCGAAAAAGUCAAAGUCUGCCACCAAGAAGGCCGCCCCCGAUCUGUCGGCCAAGGGGGCAAAGUCCAAGUCGAAGGACAGGUCGCCACUCAAAUACUUUUCUGCCCAUGAUGGAGCUUCGAGUGCGAAGCAGCAGGAGGCAGACGCGCGAAAGAAGCAGUUAGAAGCCAUCUUUGAUGAUUUCGAGACUGACGAGGACAAGAAUGACAACCACGAUAGCGGGGACCCGGCCCUGGGGGCAGAUUCAUCCAUGCGCUACCUCGAGGCUGUGGGCGCCAACCCUGCCGAUUACAGCCUGCUUGUGGUGUGUGAAAUCGUCAAGGCCAUGACCAUUGGAGAAAUCACCAAGGAAGGCUUUGUGGAGGGCUGGAGCGAGGUCAUCGAAACUCUCGACGCCAGCGUCAAACCCGACCUGGCAACCCAAAAACGCUAUGUCCAAUCUCGGAUGAAGCAGGUCUCCCACGACCCAGCCUAUUACAAGAAGCUGUACCAGUACGCCUUUGUUGUUGGGAAAACUAACAAGGCCAUGGCCAUGGACACGGCUUGCGCUAUGUGGGAGAUGCUUUUCGACGCCGGCAUUGGGCACGAGUGGAAGACUGCCAAUGUCAACUGGUUGGAGUCGUGGUCAGAGUACCUGCAGGAGAAGUUUUACGUUCCGCCACCAAAUCCCGACGCGGCUGAAGAAGGAAAGUGGACACGCACCGUGAGCAAGGACUUGUGGAACCAGACAUUGGUGUUCGUCAACAAGACGCUCGAGGAUGAGUCCCUUGGUUUCUGGUCCGAGGAGCAAGCUUGGCCAGGCAUCAUCGACGACUUUGUGGUCUGGUGCCGGGAGAAGGGGAUUGUGGCUCCCAAGGCCAAGGACGACAUGGACGUGGACGAGUAG